GAGAAUAUAGACAUAAUGUUGAACAUAGUAAAUCUUGUUUUUAUCGUCUCCUUAAGUCUUUUUGGUAACACAGUUUGGUCAGUAAAUCCUGUUGAGGAAGAUGUUGGGAAUGGAAGAUACACGAUUGAGGGCCGCGUUUUUCCUCCCGAGGAACUGGUAGAGACCCAGUGGCAAGCCGAGACAAGGGUCCACGUUAACGGCGGGGAAUAUGUGGCUUUUAUUAGGAAUGACGACACAUUUGUCGUUCACAAUGUUCCUUCGGGUUCAUACGUAGUCGAGAUAGUACAUCCAGACUACAUGUACGAGCCUGUGAGAGUGGAAAUUAACUCUAAAGGAAAAUUUAGAGCUAGAAAAGUCAACUAUAUACAGACCUCACAGAUUAUUCAGGUACCUUAUCCUCUGCGAAUGAAACCACUGUCCAAGUUCCGAUAUUUCCAAAUUCGUGAACAAUGGAGGCUGACUGACUUCUUGUUUAACCCUAUGGUGAUUAUGAUGGUGUUGCCUUUGUUGCUUAUCAUGAUUUUGCCAAAGAUGAUGAAUGACCCAGAGACCAAAGAAGACUUGAAACAAAUACACAAUUUGACUCGAAUGGGAGAGAUGCCGGAGAUGUCAGAAAUGAUCACCAAUCUGUUUAGUGGGGGCGCCGCCGCUAAACCAUCAUCAUCCAAGACAAAACAAAUCAAAAAGAAGUAGUGUUGUGAUAUGAAAUUAGAUAGUAUUGACUAAUUAUUUAUAAUCAAUUACUGUAUAGGUAUAGUUGUCUUAACAAUAAAUUGUUCUACUACAUAUAUCUCUUUCCUAAUUUUAAUUGUAUCCUUGUAGGAAAUGGUUAGUCUACUGCAUUUUUUUCUGUUAUACCAGAAUGACAUCGAAUAAAAAGAGAUAGUUUUCUUAGUUUCCAAACCUGUCUAGGGCAUAUGUUUGCCUUGAAAUUGGUACUAUAUACUUAUCAGAAUGGAACAUUGGCUUACGAAGUGCAGACAUCUCAAAUGCUUCAUGUCUGACUACAGUAUCGUCUCUCACUUAGCUUGAAGUUAGACAAGUCACUGCUAUUCAAUAAUAGUGACCUAAACCAAAAUAGUUAAUUAUUUAUCAUGUUAAUGUAGAUCAGGGUAGAUAUCAUACAUUUAUCUGGUCUGUGACAAAAACCUAGAAAUUCAAACUCGGGGCUUGCCAGUGGUCUAUGGAGUGCAGCAUACUAGGUGCAAACUAUGAAGUGAAUGCAAUGUUUUUGAAACAACACACUGGAAGGCUGCCAAGUUGAAAUGGAACUGGGCUGGACACAUUUGCUAUAUACUGGGUGAGUUGUGGGGAUAACCAUGGAGUGGAAAUCCUACAGCUCAAAACGGAGACAUGGCAGAGCUCGUCAGCAAUGGUGGCAUGAUUUGGAUUCAAUUUUAAAGGACUGGCUAGAUGCAGCACAAAACCAGAACCAAUGGACAAAGACCCUUCCU
Molecule: messenger RNA, 1454 nt
Organism: Hyposmocoma kahamanoa
Lineage: Eukaryota; Metazoa; Arthropoda; Insecta; Lepidoptera; Cosmopterigidae
Gene: EMC7
Product: ER membrane protein complex subunit 7
Exons: 1
Coding region: 16-693 (225 amino acids)
Cellular component (GO): EMC complex
Molecular function (GO): carbohydrate binding
Source: RefSeq, a predicted model, not a curated record